GCCGGGGCGCGGGCGGACGCGCGUCCCGGGCCGGGUGGCGGCGGCUGCGGCGGCCGCAGUCCUGCCAAGCCAUGCCGGCCGCGCGCGUGGAGUAUAUCGCACCCUGGUGGGUCGUGUGGCUGCACAGCGUCCCACACCUCGGCCUGCGCCUGCAGCCGGUGGACAGCACGUUCAAGCCCCGCGAUGAGCGUUACCAGGAGUCUCUGCUGUUCCUGGGGCUGGUGGCCGCUGUCUGCCUAGGCCUGAACCUCAUCUUCCUCGCGGCUUACCUGGCCUGCGUGUGCUGCUGCAGGCGGGACGAUGCCACACAGAGCAAGCGGCGCAGCUCCUGCUGUGUCACCUGGACGGCUGUGGUGGCCGGGCUCAUCUGCUGUGCUGCAGUGGGCGUUGGUUUCUAUGGAAACAGUGAGACCAACGACGGCGUGUACCAGCUGCUCUACUCCUUGGACAACGCGAACCACACCUUCUCCGGGGUGGAUGUGCUGGUGUCCGGAACCACCCAGAAGAUGAAGGUGGACCUGGAGCAGCACGUGGCCCGGCUCAGCGAGAUCUUUGCUGCCCGGGGAGAUUAUAUCCAGACCCUGAAAUUCAUACAGCAGAUGGCGGGCAACAUCCUUGUCCAGCUGUCAGGGCUGCCCGCGUGGAGGGAAGUCACGGUGCGGCUGACCGAGCUGGCUGAGCAGACUGGCUACGUGGAGCACUACAGGUGGCUUUCCUACCUCCUGCUCUUCAUCCUGGACCUGGUCAUCUGCUUCAUUGCCUGCCUGGGGCUGGCCAAACACUCCAGGUGUCUCCUGGCCUUGAUGCUGUGCUGUGGGGUGCCGGCCCUGCUCCUCAGCUGGACGUCCCUGGCUGCUGACGCAGCUGCAGCAGUGGGCACCAGUGACUUCUGCGUGGCUCCAGACACCUUCAUCCUGAACGUCACACAGGGCCAGGUCCACACAGAGGUGACCCGUUACUACCUGUACUGCACUCAGAGUGGGAACAGCCCCUUCCAGCAGGCACUGACCAUCUUCCAGCGCUCGCUGACCACCAUGCAGAUCCAGGUUGCAGGCCUGCUGCAGUUUGCUGUGGCCCUCUUCCCCACGGCAGAGAAAGAUCUGCUCGGAAUCCAGCUCCUGUUGAACUCCUCAGAGUCCAGCCUCCACCAGCUGACAGCCAUGUUGGAUUGCCGAGGGCUGCACAAGGACUACCUGGACGCCCUCACUGGCAUCUGCUACGAUGGCAUUGAGGGCUUACUCUACCUCGGCCUCUUCUCCCUCCUGGCCACCCUGGCCUUCUCCACCAUGAUCUGUGUGGGGCCACAGGCCUGGAAGCACUUUACCACCAGGGACAGGGAUUACGAUGACAUCGACGAUGAGGACCCCUUCAACCCCCAGGCCCGGCGCAUCGCUGCCCACAACCCGCCUCGGGGGCAGCUUCGCAGCUUCUGCAGCUACAGCAGUGGCCUGGGCAGCCAGACCAGCCUGCAGCCCCCGGCCCAGACCGUCUCCAAUGCCCCCGUCUCGGAGUACAUGAACCAGGCCGUGCUCUUCGGUGGGAACCCGCGCUAUGAGAACGUGCCACUCAUCGGAAGAGGCUCCCCUCCCCCCACGAUAUUGUGUCUUUGGCAAACGGAAGGUUUGAGGCGACUGUGCGUUGAUACUCCCCCAGCAUGAGGGCCACCUACCUGUCCGUGGCGGAUGAGCACCUGAGGCACUAUGGGAAUGAGUUUCCAGCCUAACACACCUUCAGGGUUCCGGUCACCUCAAUCUGUUUGGUUUUUAAUUACUGCAAAUACAAGCCCCGUUUCUUUAAUAGAAACCAAAGGCCUCUGGAGACUGCGUGCAGGGCCGUGAGAUUGGCAGGCAGAGGAGUGGCCGAGAUUCAGGGAGAAUCAGCCUGGGGUUGGUGCGGUUCCCGACCAAAGGCCCAGGCGGACAGGAGACUCAUGACGUGGGCCAGCCUCUCCCUCUUCUGGCCUCCUCUCCACACCAGAAAUGCCCCCCAGGUGGUUGGCCAUCACUAAAUGGGAGCCUGAUUCAGCUCACCCCUACAUUCCACCCUCGCCAGGUGGGAGGUGGCAGUGAGGAGGGGCCGGGUCAGGCGCCACCAUCCUGGUGUAUGUUCUCCAGGUCCCCAUUGCCAGGACUGUGCCUCCUGUUAGCAUGGCCAGAAGCCCAGUGACCUCUCUCUCUCAGUCACUCUCUCCUCCUGGCUGCACAGAUGGGCAGCAUGUCCCUGCAGGUCAAGGUGGAAGGGCUGAGAGGAAGAUGCUUUUAAGGGAAGCGAUGUCACUGAUCCCCAGCUGGGCACAGAGGGAAGGCGGCAAAGAGCUCUGCAGCAGGUGACUGGGGGCUGCAGAGCAGGGGGACCGCAAGCUCAUGCCUUCCACGGUGGGCUUCCACGGUGGGACCCCAUGGGAAUGUGGGUGACAGCCUGCCAUGUUCUGCCUUUCUGCCACCCUCCGUUGCCUCAGCUCCACUGCAGAAUCGGUACUGUGAGUUUGUUCACCACACAAAGGAGAAGUCUCAGGUAUUAGCAGACACUUUGAAAGCAACUUUAAACUCCUUUUUUUCCCAAUGUUUUAAAUAUUUUGAUUAUGCAAAGAAUUAAAACUCCUAGAACAUCCAGGUCUUACAAUAGAUUGGGGGCUUAUCCCUUCCACCUGGUUUGCAAACCAUUGCUUUAGCAAAUUUUGCUAGCACCCAGCCAGUUCUUUAAGAUCUAUGGGGGGGGGGGGGGUUUAAACAAAAUAAAGAUCAGUGAGACAUCCUGUCUCAAGCUGCUCUUUGACGGGGAUAUGGGUUCAUCCCACUCAGGGAGGGAGGCCCUUUUAGACAGGAAAGAACUAAGAGAAAACUGAGCCGAGUGCCCUGGUCCAGGGACUGCCCAAGUCAACUGUCCCCUCCCUUUAUCUUUAGAUAAGUUUGUUAUAAAAAGUUUUAGCAAAGUGGGACAAUUGUGUCUUGACCUGAAGUCAGGCCUCCUCUCCACCUCGCUACACCCUGUGCCCACCUGUGAUCCUAGGCCCCCAAGCUGUACCUGGAAGGUGAAAAGAGUAUUGACCAGGAGGAAAUAAUGACCUACCAUCCUACCCACUGAGGGUCCAGGAUGAGGGUAUUUGGUGCUUCCAACCUCCUGCCAACUCAGAGUGUGCAAUACUGAUGACCCCACAGCCUUGCACACCAAAGCCAGGGACACGGGGUGGUAUGGCUUGGGACAAAGACUCCAUUUCCGUUUUGGAAGCGCCACCUUCUUGUCAAAACACUGACAGCAGAGUGGCUCUCAGACCCCAGCCGAGCCUCCAGGACAGAAUGGGGCCCACUGGGCAGCCAGGGCUCUCACCUGCAUUAACCUAUACAUACCAUGUACCGCAAGCACACCUAUGGCCAAGCCGCAUACAGAGAGGAACUCUGCAAUGUCAAGAUGUUGCUUCUUAAUGUGUCAUUGGUGACUAGAGAGUUGUUUUUAAUGCAUGUAAACUAAAGUAGAAUCCCUUGGGUUCCUGAAGGAGCCAGGUGGGCACACCUCUGUGCCCUUGCCUGGGGAGAAAUAAACCACUUGUACUAAAACGUG
This is a messenger RNA of Manis pentadactyla (Chinese pangolin), 3558 nucleotides long. RefSeq names its product tweety family member 2 (gene TTYH2). Gene Ontology annotation, molecular function: volume-sensitive chloride channel activity; intracellularly calcium-gated chloride channel activity. Gene Ontology annotation, cellular component: plasma membrane. The record is from RefSeq and is a predicted model, not a curated record. NCBI's taxonomy places the organism in Eukaryota, Metazoa, Chordata, Mammalia, Pholidota, Manidae. Bases 72 to 1658 code for a protein of 528 amino acids. The transcript has 15 exons.